AUGUCUUCACCUUCAACAGACUCUUACUCUGUGCAGGAAAAGGUAGCUACUAAAAUACAAAUUACCCUUUUUGAAUCGCCUGGCAUAUGUAUUAAUAUAGAAAGAUUAACAUCGAAUGUUCUCGGUAGGUUUGCAGAAGGUUUUCUAUAUAUAAUGAGAAUUCGAUCAACUUUACUUAGGACGAGGCUGGGUCCAUUUUAGCAGGAGUUAUGCGGAAGUCUUGCCAGAACUUCUAAGCGUGAUUAAAAUAGUGAAUUUCGUAUUAAAUAGAAAACAAAAUUUAUUUUGGGGAUUGCUUCGUGCCCGCUAUUUGAACAAAGCUUUACAGAUGUUUCCCUUUGUGUACUUAGAUUCUUCUAGAGCCUUACAGUUACGUUCUAAAAGUUCCAGGAAAACAAGUCAGGGAGAAGCUUAUUCAGGUGAGAAUCUAGAGCGUUCUCUCAGAGUGUGAUUUUUUUCAGUGGAAUUUCCUGGUAGGUACCGAUUUUUUCUUCGGAGUAAAAUUGAUUAAUGGAUAUGUUGUGAUUUGGAAUCAGUUGGCUGUGCAGGACUAUUUGGACUUCUUAAUCCUCUGUGUGCUGUUUGAUCAAAAAGGCCAAUGACCAGAGUCCACUUCUGCUGCUUAUCUCAUUGCUUUUUCUUUAACCCUUUACACCCGAAGAUCAGUAUGCAUAUUCUCCUUGCUACUCCCUAUACAUUUCCAAGGGUGCUGAAAAAGAGAAUUUGUCUAACAUUCAAGAGAACCUUUAGUUGGUGAUCAUUUUCUUAAUAUUCUCAUGACCUGAAUGUGUGAUUGAGGGGUGAUAAUUAUUGUGAAGGGAAAUUACAUGCUUGUCACUCUUAGGGGUGAAAGGGUCAACUGAAGUGAAACUCUGACCAGCUUGCUCCCCAUACUUGCAGCUUUUUAUAAUUACUAUAUGAGGCCUUUCCAGGUCUCUUCCACUCUUCAUCUGUUUUGUGACUUAAGUAAUAGCAGAUGGCUCCAUCCUGUCAAGGAAGUGGUUCAGGUGACAUGUUCUUUUCUUCUUCACUUCAAAGCUGAUGUCAGUAUGGCUUGAGCUAUUUUGUAUUUCAUUGUGGAGAAUAUUCUUUUGAAUCUUUACUGACUGUUCUCCUCAUUCUGCACAGUAAAUCUCUUUCUGAAAGUUAGAGGCCCUGGAGUUUAUGUUAUUUGAAACCUAGAAAGGAAUUUUCUAACUGUAUAGUCAUCUCAAAAUUAUCACUCUUUUUUUGUUAUUCAACAGGCUUUUAAUUUUUGGUUAAAGAUCCCAGGAGAUAAACUUAGUGUGAUAGCAGAGGUGGUAAAGAUGUUACACAAUUCUAGUUUAUUGUAAGUGUUAAGGAUUAUAAAAAUGUAUUUCCCAAUUCAUAAUGCACAUUUAGAAGUGUAAUUUGAUAGACAACAAAUUGCUGGUAAAUGAAUUGAAACAUACAGUUAAGAAUUGGUUCACUUGACUGAAAAAAGACUGGUUAAAUACUGUUUAAAUUUGGCUUUGCAUGGAGAAUUAAAGAAAGAUGAAUCAUUCUCCUCUCAUACAAAAUGAAAUUUCAACUAUUUUUCUUAUUGGUGUUUUUUUAUUCCUUUUAAUUAAUUUCAUAAUUUUACAAAUUUAUUCCCAAGCUUAAGUUGCCCUUUCUAGGAAUGUUUUUCUAUUUAAAGGCUAAGGCAGAUGUUAAAAGCAAAGCUGAUAAGCUGAUUACUUGAUGUACAAAUGAGUUCAGGGAAUAUUCAAAUUUUGCUACAUACAUUCUUUGGAGGGUUAAAAUAAAUUAUACAGAACAGUAAGCAGGCACCCCCAUUGAAUGAUUUACAGCUGAUACUCAAGCAUGGGAUGGCUUUCUGAUAUAGGAAUAAACUUAAUUAGGUUGAGUAUACCAUGCUCAUCACUAACAUAGCUGAACAAGAGUAAUCAUUAUUAGACUGAAGAAUAGCUGGGGCCACUUCUAGAAAUUAAUCAUUUGUGUAUAGUUUGAAUGCCAGUCCAUUUUAAGCUGCACAUCUCAUGGUCUAUUGUGAUUCAUUCCAUCAGAUGGCAUGUCCAUUUGAACACUUUUCUAAAGUCACUUCAUAAUUGCUUAAAAUUAUUUUGAAUAUCAUUAUGUUUCCAAUCAAUAUCCUAUGUUCAGUUUUCGAAUAACCACAGAUAAUUUGCCAAAUAAUCCAAUGCCCUGGAGUAAUUCUCAGGACCAAAGUACCUUUGUAACACUAGCAUGAUUGUAAUGUUCUUUUUCACAGAAUUGAUGAUAUAGAAGAUAACUCAAAGUUACGAAGAGGAAUUCCAGGUAUUGUCUCCUCACUAUCAAUGCAUUUACUGAUAGUAGUGUAACUGGCUGUUGAUCCAAAGAGUGUUAAAUGCACACAGCAGAAUGUUGCACUAGGAUCUUCCUUGCUUGUACCCCCCCUAAGGGGCUUCUUUGAAAUGCAGGUCUGAUGGAUAUACAUGCAUAAACCAUCUUCACAUUUUUCUUUUCAUUGAUAAUUUAUUAGUUGCUCACCAGAUUUAUGGAGUGGCUCACACAAUCAACAGUGCUAACUACAUUUACUUCAAAGCUUUGGAGAAGGUGCUGUCCUUGAACCAUCCAGAUUGUAUAAACAUAUUUACAGGUACUCACAGAUAAAUUCUCUAUAGUUCUUAUAGUGCAAAACCAGGGGAUUAUAUUUAGCUUGUGGAAUUGAUAUACGUGGUAGCCUCAGUAUUGUCAGUACCACUAUUUCUGUGAAUUAUUGUCAGCUCCAGUUUCAGCCCACUAACUCCCACAUGUAGAAGUGAUUAAGGUGUGAGUUCUCUUCACAAUUGUGAUACAUCACCAGGCUGAGAAACAGACUAUGAGAUUGAAGAAGUCUAGGAAGUUUUGCUUGUCAGAAUUUGAGUUAAUGGACUAAUUUUCAGAGGAAUGAACAACAUGUAUAAAUAUUUAUUCCCUAUCUGGCAUUUUUUGUAGUUUUUUUUUGUAUUUGAAGUGUGCUCAUAGAUCUCUACAAUUUCUUAAUUCAGAGGAACUGUUAGAGCUUCACAGAGGCCAGGGAAUGGAUAUAUAUUGGAGAGACAGUUACACCUGCCCAUCUGAGGAUGAGUAUCAUGAAAUGGUUAAGAAAAGUAAGCUUCAAUUCAAACUUAAACUUGUCUCCUACUUUUAUGUAGCCCUACUAAGACCUAUUUUCUCUCUUUGAGCUUGUGUUUGUGUACAUUGGAGCUACAGUCAUAUAAAUUAUAUCUGACUGUGAAUAUAAGAGAAUAACAAAUGUGAAAUGCAGAUUAAUAAAUGAAUACAAAAGAGAUCUUCACAGUAACAAACAUUACUUAAGUAGUACUGGAUUUGAACCCAAUGACCUUGUUUGCUCAGUUGGUAGAGCACUGCACCAGUAUUACAGACAUCAUGGGUUCAAAUCUAGUACAGGCCUGAAUUUUAUUUCAGGCCUUAUUACAUAAGUAGUGUUUAUUUCUGCAUAUAUUGCUUUGGUAUACACAUAAAUUAUAUGCAGCUUCUGGAAAGAUUUCUUUUUCCAAGGAGAUGUUCACUUUCAACCAAGUCAUAAUCUUAUUUUGACCUGUGGAACUUCCAUGAGGCCAAUAACAAAUAUUAUUGAUCCUCCAAAUUUACCCUCUGAUACUCCUUACAUUUGACUUGAUACAUACUUUAGCUCCUGGUUGCAGUCACUUUCCUUAGCAUAUUCACUGGAGGCAUGAAAUGUUAAGAAUUUCUUUAAUCGAAAUUGCUGUUGCUGUUGAAAAUGUCUACUACAUAUUUUGUUGAAUGGCUUUGUUGUGGAUUUUAGAGACUGGAGGCCUUUUUAGAUUGGCUGUGAGGCUGAUGCAAUCUUUCAGUGAAAAUAGAAGGUGAUAUUUAAUUCUUAGACAUAACCUUUCAAUAAAAUACUGGGAGCUCUCUUGAAACAUUAUUUGGAGUACAGUACAGAGGAGAUAAGAAAGCAGUGUGUGUAAAAUUUCCCAUGUCAGCUAGAGAAUAUAAAAUCAUGACAUUUAUUGAUUGCAAUUGCUUCCUUAUUCAAUUCAGGCAGCCAAUGCUGUCUGUUUCAAAUUUUUGGUGGAAAACAAUUUAAUUUAUUUAAGAGUUCUAAAGUUCACUUUUUUCUAGUUUUUUGUUUUGAAAUGUUUGGUUCCUUUUAGUUUGUUUGAUGGUUUGUUACAGGAUGUUGUCCAACUAUUUUCCAAACAUGGUAACAAACACAUUGUAGACAGCUGAUUGUUACCUUUUUAUAUUACAAAUCCACAUAAUUUCAAAUAAAUCUUCACUCACUCUUCUCUUUACUCGUCUUAACCACAUUUAUUCAAGUAUUUUCUUGUAUAAUUUCAGUAACUUCGUUCCAUUACUGGAUACACUCGCCUUGUUUUUCCAAAUCAGAGAUGACUAUGCCAACUUACUCUCGGAAGAGGUAGGAAGUGAAUUGAUUAAUCGUAAAUAAUCUUUUGGUUACAUUUCUUUGCGUAUUUAAAAUAUGUAAGUGAAUGAAAUUUAACCCGUUUUUCACUUUUGCUCUUUUCACAACAGUACAAGGAAAACAAAAGUUUUUGUGAAGACCUAACGGAAGGAAAGUUUUCAUUUCCGAUCAUUCAUGCCAUCCGCAGUGACUCUGAAAGCACCAGAAUUUUGAGUAUCCUUUUUGAGAGUUCAAGUUGUCCUCCAGUAGCCCCUCCUAAGUUCAUUAAAGUUCUCUGGGUCGGGUCUCUGGGGAGGUGAGUAUGAUUUUAAGAGCAGAGUGGAAGGGUUGGGGGGAGGGGGGGAAGAGGGGGCUUCAUGCAAAGGAAGAGGGUGAUUUUCUGGAAUGCCUUGCACAUUGUGGUCGUGUAUUGCGCCCGAGUCAGAAAAAUCCUCACAUAGACGACGCAUCAUCGACUACGGCGUUCUGCUACGUGGGAAGUCACAAACGAAGCGAAGUAAGAGAAGAUUUAGGGAUUAGUAAUAAGGUUUUGCUGUGUUAUCUUUGUUACUAAUUGGUCACGGCUAAGUAGCCUUGAGAAUAUGAGUUAUUUUGUUUGUUUGUUUUUCUUGUUUUUGUUUGAUAAUCCGUUUGUUCGUUUUUCGGGCUAGAGGAGGCAUGCGCGAGGCGAGCGCCAUGUGCGAGUCAGGUGCGAGAGGAGGAGCAUUUUAUCGACCACAUGCAUUGGCACAUGACUCACUUUUUGCGCUUGCCUUGCGUUUCCCUUUGCUUGCCUUGAAAACAAAAAAACAUUGAGCCCGAGACUGCAGACUGUGGCUUGCCGGCGACAAUAGCGCUGUUUUCCUUGAGACCAAGGCCGAUUAUAUACGACCCUUUUUUUAAACUACAGUAGCCUAAUUAAUGAUUAACAGAUCUCAUCAAAAUUGUUAAAAUUCAAAACCUUAAUUCUCCAUCGCUUAGAUAUUUUGAGACAAAGGACAACUGACGUAGACAUUAAGAAGUAUUUUGUAGAUUGUUUAGAACAGGUGAGUGAGACAUGCUUUGACCAAACUCGUGGUCAGUACUGACAUUGAGCACGUACUGUGUUAUCAAUGUAAUAACGUGUUUGUUUGCUUGCUUAUUUUCUGGCAGAUUGGCUCAUUUGCGUACACUAAAGUAAUACUCAAGCAAAUGGAGGACAAGUAAGUAGAAGCCCGUGAUAAUUCGGUCAAUGUCGAAAAUGCUCAAACGUGUGAUACAAUUACAGAAAGGUCUGAGGUUCGAUUCCUCAUGGGGACCCAGAAGUUUUUCUUUGUCCCACGCUCGUAACAAGACGAUAAAACAUUUUUCUCUAUUUCUUUACCGAGCCCAAAAACUUACCAUCUCUCUUAUUCUAUUUACAAACAUGACGUUAUCAACAUUGCUGAUCCUAGCAGUAUGCAGAACUUUGCAAUAGACCUCGCUCACCAUAGAGUGUCUGUGGUUCAGUGGUAGAACAUCGUAGCGCAGAACCCCAGGGUCCGAGGUUCGAUUCCCCGUGGGGACUCAGAAGUUCUUCUUUGUCACACGCUCGUGACGAGACGAGAAAACAUCUUUCUUUAUUUCUUUACCGAGCUUAAAAACUUACCAUUUCUCUUAAUCUAUUUACAAACUACUGAAGGUGUCGCUAUUUUAAAAAAAUCUGUACUUGACUGAGCCAGGUAGCACCUUUGGAGCAAUGUUUUUUUAAAUUGUCCCAAUGUAAUUUGUAUCGGGUAGUUAUGCGACGACUUGCAUUUGAUACAAGGUUUCUUUGCUUUUCUUGGUUUUUUUUUAUGUUUUUUUUUGUUUCGUUUUGUUUAUUUUUUUCUGCCAACGAAUGUAUGAAAUAAGUAAAUAUGUCUUACCAAUUUAUCGUGACGUAUGAAAAUCGUUUUAAUUCGUUUGACUUUUCAGAUCUCAAGCACUGAUCGCAGAUUUGGGCGGAAAUCCUCAACUUUCAGCUAUAGUUAAACAAUUGGCAAAACUUUAUUCCUAG
Molecule: messenger RNA, 6398 nt
Organism: Pocillopora meandrina
Lineage: Eukaryota; Metazoa; Cnidaria; Anthozoa; Scleractinia; Pocilloporidae
Source: the annotation of a GenBank genome assembly